Messenger RNA from Ctenocephalides felis (cat flea), 5737 nucleotides. RefSeq names its product unconventional myosin-Va-like. Bases 236 to 5659 code for a protein of 1807 amino acids. Lineage: Eukaryota; Metazoa; Arthropoda; Insecta; Siphonaptera; Pulicidae. Gene Ontology annotation, molecular function: actin filament binding; microfilament motor activity; ATP binding. Gene Ontology annotation, cellular component: actin cytoskeleton; cytoplasm; vesicle. The transcript has 36 exons. The record is from RefSeq and is a predicted model, not a curated record. Gene Ontology annotation, biological process: actin filament organization; vesicle transport along actin filament.
UGUUUUAUUUCGGACUGUCCUUAUCUCUCAAUAGCUGGCAAUGUGAAUUAUUUUAUCAGGUGGAAUGUUGAAGAUUUGACAUCUCAUUUGAACGAUGACACACGAGUACAAAAGUGUUACACAAAUCCAAUAAAACUGUUUGGAUAAUGCAUAUUUACUUUUGUGUGUGAUAUUCAAAGAAAAUGUCAGGAAAAUAAUUUCAAGUUUUACUUUAGAAGUUUUUCAUACUUCAAAAAUGACUACGAAAGAACUCUAUACAAAGGGUGCUAAAAUAUGGGUGCGACAUCCAGAUUUGGUAUGGGAAACAGCGACAGUGACGGAGCAUUACACAGGAUCCAUAUUGCACAUAAUACUGGAUGAAUCCCAAGUACAUCAAGAAAUUGUAAUAAAGAAUGAUAAUGAUUUACCACCCUUGAGGAAUCCAGACAUACUAUUGGGAGAAAAUGAUUUGACCUCGCUAUCAUACCUUCAUGAACCAGCAGUAUUACACAAUUUGCAAGUUAGGUUUUGCCAGAAUAAAUCAAUAUAUACGUACUGUGGAAUAGUUCUAGUAGCAGUAAAUCCUUAUGCAGAAUUACCUUUAUAUGGACAAGAUUCGAUUGCAGCAUAUCGGGGGCAUGCACUUGGUGAUCUGGAACCACAUAUAUUUGCUGUGGCUGAAGAAGCUUAUGCAAAAUUAGAACGUGAAGGAAGAGAUCAGAGCAUUAUAGUCAGUGGAGAAUCAGGUGCAGGUAAAACAGUAUCUGCCAAAUAUGCCAUGCGAUACUUUGCUUGUGUUGGAGGUAGCGAUACCGAAACUCAAGUGGAAAGAAAAGUCUUGGCGUCUAGUCCAAUUAUGGAGGCCAUUGGAAACGCUAAAACUACCAGAAAUGACAAUAGUUCCCGUUUUGGAAAAUUUAUAGAACUCAGGUUUAAUAAACAUCUUCACAUUGCCGGUGCUUCUAUGAGGACGUAUCUAUUGGAAAAAUCUCGUGUAGUAUUUCAAGCUAACGGAGAACGCAAUUACCACAUAUUUUAUCAGUUAUGUGCAAGCAGAAAAGAAAUGCCGUUUUUACAUUUAGAUCAUCAAGAUAAUUUUAAUUACUUGAACCAGGGCGAGUGCCCUAAUAUAGAAAGUGUAUCCGAUGAUAAGACUUUUACUGAAACGCGGUUAGCGCUGGCUACUUUAGGAUUCUCCAACACUGAACAGGAAGAUAUGUUCAAAGUCUGGUCAGCAGUAUUGCAUUUAGGAAAUAUUAAAUUUCUUUCCAACAGCACCAAUGAAGAAUCAGAUACUAGUUAUAUAGCUAAUACAGAUAAACAUUUAGAAUAUUUUUGCACCUUAUUGGGAAUUGAAAUGAAGGCAAUGCAGCAAUGGUUGUGCAUUAGACAAAUUAUUUCAAUGAAUGACGUAAUACAGAAACCAAUGUCACAACAAGAAGCAAACAAUUCACGUGAUGCAUUAGCUAAGCACAUUUAUGCAAAGUUAUUUGAAUACGUAGUUAAAACUAUCAAUAAAACAUUGGAAUCUAGUGGCAAAACAAGGCAGUGUAUAGGGGUAUUGGAUAUCUAUGGUUUUGAAACUUUUGAAAUAAAUUCCUUUGAACAAUUCUGUAUCAAUUAUGCUAAUGAGAAAUUGCAACAGCAAUUCAACAAGCAUGUUUUUAAACUCGAACAGCAAGAAUAUUUGAAAGAGGGUAUUGCAUGGAAAAUGAUUGAUUUUUAUGAUAAUCAGCCAUGCAUAGAUUUGAUAGAAUCCCGACUAGGUAUUUUGGACUUGCUCGAUGAAGAGUGCAAGAUGCCAAAAGGCAGUGAUUCAUCAUGGACUGAAAAGUUAUAUUCAAAGUGUUCAAAACAUUCCCAUUUUAAUAAACCUCGAUUUGGGACAUCAGCUUUUGUUAUACAUCAUUUUGCUGACAAGGUUGAGUAUGAAUCCGUGGGAUUUUUAGAGAAGAAUCGUGAUACUGUGAUGGAACAACAGAUAGAAGUUUUAAAACGCUCUAAUAAUUCUUUAGUGUGCGAAUUAUUUUCUGUGAUCGAUCCGGCUAAAAAGUCUACACCUAGAGUUAAAGUAAAAGUUACAACGCAUUUGGGAAAUGAAACUAUGUCGUCUAAGCAGAACAAAAAGAGUGUGGGUUCUCAAUUUCGUGAGUCUCUGGGUUUGCUAAUGAGCACUUUGGACUCAACAACUCCACAUUAUGUUAGAUGUAUUAAGCCCAACGAUGAUAAAAUGGCGUUCACUUGGGAAGCGAGCCGUGCAGUGCAACAACUACGAGCUUGCGGUGUUCUAGAAACUAUUCGCAUUUCCGCAGCAGGAUUUCCAUCUCGCUGGUGUUAUGUCGACUUUUUUUCCAGAUAUCGCGUACUGUGCCAUUCUAAAGACGUCAAUCGUUCAGAUAUAAUUGCGACGUGUAAGAUAAUUUUAACCAAAUGUAUAAAAGAUGCUGACAAAUAUCAGUUUGGUCAAACUAUGAUAUUUUUUAGAGCUGGUCAAGUUGCUUACCUUGAAAAACUUCGAGCAGAUCAACUUAGUCGAUGCUGUAUCAUAAUGCAAAGUCAAAUGAGAGCAUUUGUCAAAAGAAUGCAAUAUUUGAAACUUAAGAAAUCAAUCAUUGGAAUACAACGAUAUGGGCGUGGUCUGUUAGGACGAAGGAAAGCAGUAAAACUUCGGCAAAACAUAGCGGCUAUUACCAUACAGAAAUACGUUAGAAAGUGGAUAGCGAGGAAGAAAUUUUUGGAAUUGAAAGCUACUGCAUUGUUUAUACAGAAGUAUGGUCGUGGAUAUUUGGCGCGGCUGAAAUAUCAAAGAUUGCUGUAUGAUUCAAAGGCGACUUUGAUACAGAGACAUGUCCGAGGAUGGUUGGCUAGACGAAGGUAUAAUGCAUAUAUAAAAAAAAUUAUCAUAUGUCAAUCAGCAAUUCGAAGAAAACUUGCCAGGAAGAAGUUCAGGGUAUUGAAAGCCGAAGCUCGAUCUGUGGAACAUGUUAAAACAUUAAAUAGAGGAUUGGAGAAUAAGAUAAUCUCACUACAGCAAAAGAUUGAGGAACUCAAUAAAAAGAAUUCUGUUAUGAAUGCUGUAUUGGCAGAAAAUCAGGAUCUUAAGUCAAAGCUAGGAACAUUGAAAACAUUAGAACAAGAACUAAAACGAUUAACUUUAGUGAUGGAUGAAAAAGAUCGCUCAUUAAAAGAUCUCAAUGAUAAAUUGCGUGUUGAGCAAGAUGAAAAGAUGCAAAUAGUUGAAGAAAGACAACAGUUGGAAGUAGAUAUGAAUAAAGAAAUUGAAACUCUUAAAGUAGAACUUUCUCAAGUCCAAAAACAUACUGAAGAAAAAGAAUCAGUUGUUAAAGAGGAUGUGCAGAAGACAUUAGAAGCUGAAAGAUUACAACAUAAUGAUGAAAUCGAACAACAACGUGCUUUGUAUCAGAAAUUACUUUUGGAACACCAUGCAUUAGAAAAAAGAACUGAGAGCAUGCAAGAACAAUUGGCCAGGUUAACAAGACUAACUCAGUUCGCAGACAAUUCAACUCUCUUAGAAGAUUGUCAAAUCAGUUCAGGUUCUCCUUCAGAAGAUGACUUUGGGUAUGGAUCAGUACGAAGCACACCUGCUCCACAACAUACAAAAUUGGAUAGUAUUGACUGGAAGAAGUCUGAUCAAUACAAUGAGAAUUUAGGAAGUGGAGAUAGCCGUGAUGUUGGUUUAAUUCUAAAACUUCAACAAAAGUUACACACUGUUGAAAUGGAUAAAUCGCGAUUAUUGAAUCGUAUUGAGGAGUUAGAAAAGGGCAAUGUUGAUUACAAAAGUUUUGAGGAUGGCAUUCGAUCUGCUGAAUUGGAAAUAGAAAAUGAAAAGCUUAGAAAAGAUUUAAUGCUGUUGAGACAAACAGUAAUUGAUCGUAAUUUCACAGGAGUUGAGAAGAAAGAGAUUUUAGAACAAUUGAAAGCGACCCAGGAAGAAUGUGAAAGACGGCGCGACGAAUGCAUUCAACUACGUACUGUUCUAGCCACUCAGAGCACUAAUUUACGUUCAUUAGGUGAAAAUUAUCCCACCGAUGAUCUUAGUGUGGUAAAUGAAGACGGAGAACUGAUUCACGCUUUUGAGUCACAGAAAAAAAUUAUCAGGCAAUUGGAAUCGGAGCUGCAAUCUGAAAAGAAUCAAAGUUUGAAUACUAAGCAAGAAAUGGCUUCAGAAAUUGACAGAUUGGUUGCAGAAAAUGAGCGUUUAGAAAAAUUGUUGCAGGGAAAUUUGGGGCCUGCUCAAACUAAGAUGGAAGCUUACAUGCAAUAUGAGAUAACGAGAUUAACAACAGAAAACUUGAAUUUACAGGAAGGAAAAGAUGCCUUAACUGAUAACUAUCAAAAGCUCAAAUCCCAAUUGCAUGUAUUGACAAAACGACUUACAGAUAAUGGUCUUUCUGAGUAUUUAGAACCUCAAAAACACACCAGCGCAACAAGUAAUGCUAUGACUGGAACAGAUGAAGUCCGAUUACCACACAUUAGAAAGAAGGAUCGGGAAUACUUUGGCAUGUUUGAAUACAAAUUUGAAGAUGAAAAUAUUAUUAUAAGACGCUUAGUAACAGAUUUAAAACCAAGAGUUGCUGCUACAUUGCUUCCAUGUCUUCCUGCAUAUAUUGUGUUCAUGUGCGUCAGAUAUACCGACAUGAUUAAUAAUGAUAUAAAAGUAAGAUCUAUCAUUCAAUCAUUCCUGACUGCUACUAGAAAAACUAUUAAGAAGCACGGAGAAAAUUUGGAUUACAGAGCCUUGUGGCUAGCUAAUAUGUUAAGACUUUUGCACAACUUAAAACAGUAUAGUGGCGAUGUGGCUUUCCAAAUCAAGAACACCCCAAAACAAAAUGAACAGUGUCUUGUAAAUUUUGAUCUUUCAGACCAUAGACAGAUGAUUUCUGAUUUCUGCGUUUAUAUUUAUCAAGAUGCAAUUCAACAUCUCCAAGAUAAACUUCAAGCUUUAAUUAUCCCUGCAAUUUUGGAACACGAAGCGAUCAGUGGCCUUACUAGCCAUAAACCAGCAGGGAUGCGAGGCAGGAGUUCUUCAGUGUCUGCUGAUAAUUCAAAGAAUGCAUUCAAAGCUCCUGAGCAACUGGUUUCAGAGCUGACCAAUAUUUUAAAAACACUUGGAUACUAUGGAGUUGAUCCUGAAAUUAUUGUACAGAUAUUUAAACAAUUGUUCUACUUUAUAUGUGGAACAUCCCUCAAUAAUCUGUUGCUGAGAAAAGACUUGUGCCACUGGUCAAAAGGAAUGCAGAUACGAUACAAUUUAUCACAUUUAGAAACAUGGACUCGUGACCACAAAUUAGAGGAAGUUCCAAUAUUGAGCACUUUGCAACCCAUUAUUCAAGCAGCUCAGUUACUGCAGGCACGAAAGUCGGACGAUGAUGUGCAAAGUGUCUGUGAUAUGUGUUCACAACUCACUCCAACACAGAUUUGCAAGAUUUUGAAUUUAUACACACCAGCUGAUGGAUAUGAAGAAAAGGUUUCUAUUGCUUUCAUUCGUAAAAUUCAAGAACAUUUACGAAAGCGAGAUAUUCCUGCUGAGAAGGACAUACUACUUAUGGAUCUCAAAAAUACAUUCCCUAUUAAAUUCCCAUUUAAUCCGUCAAGUAUAAGACUGGAGGAUAUAGAAGUCCCUGAAGUACUUAAAUUAGAAGUAUUGACCAAGAUAUAAAUGACUUAAAUAUAUAUGUGCUUAAGAUAUAGGCAAGAAAAUUGUGCCAUCAUUCCCAAGAUAGAUUAUAAUAUAAAU